AUGUCCUCCUUCACUUUCUACGAUGCAACCAUCGUCCCGGCCCUGAGCGCCUUCAAAACAAUGGACCACAUCCUUCAUGAAGCCGAGAAACACCCCGACGCCGCAACUUUCCCGACCGCUCGCCUGGCCGAAGACAUGUACCCCUUGACGUACCAAAUCCACAUCUCCUCAAAACUGACGGAGCAAAUGGUCGCAAGACUGACAGGCCGCGAAGCAGCCAACUUCGAGGACAACUUGUCCUCCUACGAAGAAAUGCAUGAGCGCAUUGCGACCAUCCUGAAGAUUCUCGACGCGGAAGACAAGGGAAUUGUUAACAGGGUCGCUGAAAAGGUUGAGGCGACGACUAUUGGUCCGCUGAACACCGAGAUGUCUAAUUGGGGAUAUUCGGCUGCUUUCAUUAUUCCGAAUAUUUUCUUCCAUCUUACUAUUGCGUAUGCUAUUUUGAGGGGAAAGGGCGUGCCGCUGGGUAAGAAGGAUUAUCUUAAGGAGUUUUUGACGCCUCAUUUGCCUGAAAGUGCUGGUCGACCUUGGCAGAAGAAGGCUUGA
This is a messenger RNA of Penicillium argentinense, 546 nucleotides long. Its product is annotated as DUF1993 domain-containing protein. The coding region runs from base 1 to 546 and encodes 181 amino acids. NCBI's taxonomy places the organism in Eukaryota, Fungi, Ascomycota, Eurotiomycetes, Eurotiales, Aspergillaceae. The record is from RefSeq and is a predicted model, not a curated record. The transcript has a single exon.